AUGGAGGUGCACGCGUUCCGGCUCACCCCCGGGGAGGACUUGAAGAAAGCCCUCUGCGCGUACGCCGCCUCUCGCAAGCUCCGCGCGAGCUUCGUGCUCACCUGCGUCGGCUCCCUGAGCGCCGUCACGCUGCGGCUCGCGAACAGCGCGCGCGACGGGAAAAACGAGGUCGUCAGCCUGGACGAGCGCUUCGAGAUCGUCUCCCUGACCGGCACGCUCUCCGCGAACGGCGCGCAUCUGCACGUCUCCAUCGCGGACUUCGAGGGGAACGUCGUCGGCGGGCACCUCAUGGACGGGUGCGUCGUCUUCACGACCGCGGAGAUCGUCCUCGGAGAGAGCGCGACGCACGUCUUCGCGCGAGAGAUGGACGCGAGGACGGGGUUCGACGAGCUCGUCGUGUCGCGGACGCCUCCGCCG
Micromonas pusilla CCMP1545 is the source of this 417-nucleotide messenger RNA. RefSeq lists its product as uncharacterized. The transcript has a single exon. Lineage: Eukaryota; Viridiplantae; Chlorophyta; Mamiellophyceae; Mamiellales; Mamiellaceae. The record is from RefSeq and is a predicted model, not a curated record. The annotation marks the transcript as partial.